AUGAGCUAUUACAACAGCAACUGCUAUGGUGGCCUUGGCUAUGGCCUUGGUGGUUUCGGUGGCCUGGGUUCUGGCUAUGGUUCUGGCUAUGGUCUUGGGGGUUAUGGUGGAUAUGGCUAUGGCUACUUCCAUCCCUCUUUCUAUGGAAGACACUGGUCAAUUGGAUUCUUCUGA
Molecule: messenger RNA, 174 nt
Organism: Tupaia belangeri chinensis (Chinese tree shrew)
Lineage: Eukaryota; Metazoa; Chordata; Mammalia; Scandentia; Tupaiidae
Product: keratin-associated protein 19-9b-like
Exons: 1
Coding region: 1-174 (57 amino acids)
Source: RefSeq, a predicted model, not a curated record